This is a messenger RNA of Ziziphus jujuba (common jujube), 3644 nucleotides long. RefSeq lists its product as uncharacterized. NCBI's taxonomy places the organism in Eukaryota, Viridiplantae, Streptophyta, Magnoliopsida, Rosales, Rhamnaceae. The transcript is spliced from 20 exons. Bases 169 to 2928 code for a protein of 919 amino acids. The record is from RefSeq and is a predicted model, not a curated record. Gene Ontology annotation, molecular function: protein binding.
AUAAAACGACGGCUGCUGUAUUAAUUUGUGCGGGGGUUUUCGUGGCGCCAAACCCUAAAACCCUAAACCCUGAUAUCUCCUCUCUCCUAAAACCCAUAACAAAUCCGAGUUUCGUUCCUUCUCGAGAAAACAGAAACAGAAAAACGUUUCGAAAGUGUUUUCUCUAAAAUGGAGGAGGAAUUUCUCCGUGCGUGCGAGCUUCGUCUCCUGCGCUGCACCCUCCCAUCGCCUCCGCCGUCCGCUUGCUCCCCCAAACCCCAAUCGGAAUCCUCCCAUCGAAACCAUCUCCGUUCUCUGAUCCACGACUUACUCCAUUUCAUCGAGACUGGUACAUAUCUCCAAGCCAUCACCAACCCCGAUUUCCAACGACUCGUCGUCUUCAAACUCAUCGAUUCCAACCUCGACGAUUCCCCUGAGUGCGCUGGCCGAGUCUACUCCGAGUUCCUCAUAGCAAUUGAGUCGUUCCUGAAAGGAGGAGAAGAUGCAAACGACUCGGCGUACAGAGUCAUGGUGGUGAUGUGCAUUGCAGUAGCGGCAUUUCUCGCUUUCACUCAGUGUAACAUGACCGGACCAUUGGAGAGUUUGCCGAAGUGCCCUCUGCCAUUGAGAGGAAUGAAGGGUAAUGAUAAUAAAUUUGUGGGGUGGGACAGUUGGGCUCGUAAUCAGCUUAUGGCUGCUGGGUCUGACUUGCUUGGGAAGUUCUCUUAUCUUCAGUAUAUAGUAUUUGCUAAGAUGUUGCUCGUGAGGAUGAAAGAUCUGUUAUUUGAAGGAAGUGUCUCUGUGUAUGGAAUUAGGAGCAUCACAUGGUGGCUUGCUAGGCUCUUACUUCUUCAUCAGAGAAUUUUGGAUGACCGCUCUUCUUCUUUAUUUGAUCUCUUGCAAGUCUUUAUGCAUGAUGUUUUGCAUCAUUUUGGCACCUUGGAAAAGGUUUUGAGUUAUUGGGGUUCAAACUUGCAUAAUGACGAGGGUUUAACAAUUGUCUCCAUGGUUCAUCUAGAAGCUGGAAUCAUGGAAUAUACUUAUGGACGAGUUGAUUCUUGCAGGUUAUACUUUAAUUCAGCUGAAGAGGCAGCUGGUCUUCAUCUUUCUGUUACUGGGGCUCUUGGUUUUCGUACUUUAUAUCAGGUAGAACCAAAGGCACAAAUGGUACUUGUUGCAGACACAAGCUCAACUAACACUGGCAAGAGAUGUCUCUCAGUUUCCUGUGACCCUCAGACACAAGUCUCUAGUAUUAGUGAUAAUAAUUCAUAUCAAAGUGAAACUUAUGAGGGUUCUGAUAUAUUAAUGACGCCAAAACUGUUAGAAAAUGACAAUGAAUCUGAAAUUAGAGCAAAAGGCAUUAAAGUUGGUGGUACUGGUACCCCUUUGAGUGCAACCCAUCAAGCAGUGAUCCUCGCCAAAUGUCUUCUAAUUGAGAAGAGCACUCGACAUGAUGAAAUGCAAAGAUGGGAUAUGGCUCCAUACAUCGAGGCAAUCGAUUCUCAGCAGUCGUCGUACUUUAUUAUUCGGUGUUUCUGCGACAUUCUACGUGUUCGGUGGGAGUCAACUCGUAGUCGCACAAAGGAGCGUGCUUUGGUGAUGAUGGAUAAGUUGGUCCAGGGUAUCUAUGAGCCUUCUCCAGGAGUGGCACAAAGGAUUCCUUUUUGUUAUGGGGCUUAUAUUCCAUCAGUUCCUGCCUUGCGGAAGGAAUAUGGUGAACUUUUGGUACGUUGUGGUUUGAUAGGAGAGGCAGUUAAAAUUUUUGAGGAUUUGGAGUUAUGGGACAAUCUGAUAUUAUGUUAUCGUUUAAUGGAGAAGAAAGCAGCAGCUGUUGACCUUAUCAAGGUUCGAUUGUCUGAAAUGCCCAAUGACCCCAGGUUAUGGUGCUCCCUGGGUGAUGUCACUAACAAUGAUUCCUGCUAUGAAAAAGCUUUGGAAGUUUCAAAUAAUAGGUCAGCCAGAGCUAAGCGGUCUCUUGCACGUAGUGCAUAUAAUAGAGGUGACUAUGAGAAAUCUAAAAUCCUGUGGGAGUCUGCAAUGGCAUUGAAUUCCUUGUAUCAAGAUGGCUGGUUUGCACUAGGAGCUGCUGCAUUGAAGGCUAAGGAUGUUGAAAAGGCAUUGGAUGGCUUUACUCGUGCUGUGCAACUAGAUCCAGAAAAUGGGGAGGCAUGGAAUAAUAUUGCUUGUUUACAUAUGAUAAGGAAGAAGAGCAAAGAGGCUUUCGUAGCUUUUAGAGAAGCGCUGAAGUUCAAACGAAACAGCUGGCAAUUGUGGGAGAACUACAGCCAAGUUGCUUUUGAUGUGGGCAACUUAACCCAGGCUCUGGAAGCUGUUCGUAUGGUGUUGGAAAUUUCUAGUAAUAAAAGAGUUGAUGCUGAACUAUUGGAAAAAAUUAUGGCAGAGGUGGAGAAAAGGGCAUCAAUUAGUCUUUCUACAUCUACUGCAAUGACUGACAAUAACAAUUCUCAAGUCUGCCCAGAUGAUUCUCAAAUAGUUCCUCAUAAUGAGUUAUAUGCAGAAUCUGGGGUGGAAAGAUCAAGGGAAACUGAACACUUGCUUGAUUCCAUUGGAAAAGUUCUACAACAGAUAGUUCGCAGUGGAAAUGGAUCAGAUAUCUGGGGCUUAUAUGCAAGGUGGCACAGACUCAAAGGAGAUCUGACAAUGUGCUCUGAAGCCCUUUUGAAGCAAGUUAGAUCUUACCAGGGAUCUGACUUAUGGAAAGAUAGAGAUCGGUUUAGAAGGUUUGCACAUGCUUCCUUGGAACUUUGCAAGGUUUAUAUGGAAAUUUCAUCAUCUACCGGGAGCCGUAAAGAAUUACUUACAGCUGAGAUGCAUCUCAAGAACAUUCUUAAACAGGCUGGCAGCUUCUCCGACAUGGAAGAAACCAGGGAUCUUCAAGGUUGCCUUGAUGAUAUAGUGAAGAUGAAAUCCAAUUCUAUUUCUACAUGAACUUUAUCGAAAAGCUCUCAGUUCGAAUUGUUAUGGCCAUGCUGAAUGGGAAAUUAGAUGCGUAUGUUGUCCUAAUUUAUGAGCAGCCCUUGAUUAUGGAAUAAAAAACAAAAAAGUAACAUAAUUUUAAAUUGUGUUUUAUUUUUUUAUGUUGAUAAAAAUGUUUUACUAUAAUCAACUAACAUUAGCAAAUCAUUAAAAUGAAUAAAUUACACAUAAUUUAGAAAAAAAAAAAAAAAGGCUCCUUAUUUAUUUAUUCAUUUAUUUUCUGUUAAAUCUUUCGAGCAUUUAUACCUAGAAUUUAAUGUAUCAGUAUAAAUAAAUAGCAGAAUUAAACCGGAUAAAAUUUUAUUUCACUUCUUCAUUUAUGCCGUUUAUUAUGUUGGGGCUUUAGAAUUGGAUUUUUAGUUUUCAUUUUUUGUUAUUUAUUAUUAUUAUUAUUUAUUUAUUUAUUUAUUUAUUUUUAUGAAGUUGACUAUUCAAGCAAAAGCAAGGUGCGAUCCAACUAAUGGAUGUAUAUAGUUUCUCGUAUUACAAGAAACAUGUUUAGAUCAAUUUCACUUUAGUUCUUGCUACUAUAAUGUAAAAGAAUGUUUUUGGUCAGGGUUUUAAAGUUUAAUUAUGAUCCAACCAUAUCUAAUUGAUUUUUAUGAAACCUUACUAAUGGAUUGUGAACUAAAAUUGAUGUUUGUGCAUGAAAAAUAUUGUUUUUAUGA